AUGUGGGGAUCGCUCUCGAAAAUGUGUUUUGCUGCGAAUACUAGAUCAUUAGAUGCCUUUCAUAUGCUUGGUUCUACGGCUUCAUUACUCAACUAUGGUCUUCAAGCGAUAAUAUCAAAUGAAGAACCUGCUUCUGUGAGGAUCCCUUUAUUGGACUCGACGGUACAAACGAGCGAAACACAUCGAGUAAAUGAGCAAUCAAUCAAUCAUUUGAUGACCGUCGCGAAGUCUUUGUGUAUGCAUCGAUUGGGAAUGCCGAAAUAUCUUUUCUAUCAGAAGUGUCAAUUUGAGGUUAAGGGACCGAUCGUUCCAAUUGAGACGGUCAUCGUCACCGUCAUUGUGCAGUUUGCUGCGUCAGUUGGGAACGAUUACGAGCAAUUGCAAACGGUCAAUCUCAAAGAAGAGGAUUAUUUCAACGCGAAUUUCUUGCUUCAAUUUAACCAAAAUUGCUCUGUCGAUUUUAUCGUCGAAUUUGGUGAUUCAGAGCGUCGA
This is a messenger RNA of Mesorhabditis belari, 492 nucleotides long. NCBI's taxonomy places the organism in Eukaryota, Metazoa, Nematoda, Chromadorea, Rhabditida, Rhabditidae. The record is from the annotation of a GenBank genome assembly.